This is a messenger RNA of Acanthaster planci (crown-of-thorns starfish), 5306 nucleotides long. It is a transcript of the gene pdia5, whose product is annotated as protein disulfide isomerase family A member 5. Gene Ontology annotation, biological process: protein folding. NCBI's taxonomy places the organism in Eukaryota, Metazoa, Echinodermata, Asteroidea, Valvatida, Acanthasteridae. Gene Ontology annotation, molecular function: protein disulfide isomerase activity. Gene Ontology annotation, cellular component: endoplasmic reticulum. The record is from RefSeq and is a predicted model, not a curated record.
GAACUCGAUACACCGCGAAGAGUUUUCCUCAAAGUGACCAAGAGGGGGCAGGCUGUAAGUUUUGUGGUGUUGAUAGCACCUGUCACAGCCUUUUCAUCAGGUCAUGUUGAAGUCGUGGCUGUGGCUAGAAGUGUGCUUGUAACAUUUGCCAGCUAGCAACUGUAGCCGCAGCAAGUUGGCUCGAAACGGCUUAGAGUAUGAACUCAACACGCGUGAAGUAGGCCUACGCGUACGGGUACUACGAAAAUACGGCCCAGUGGCCUUGAUCGCUUAAUGGGACAGAGGAUAUGCAGCUGGGUUAGUGAACGUGGCAUAACUUCACUUCCCCUGGCUUCGCUUCGCGUGCACGGUCGAGUCCCCGCAUAAGCGCCAGCAUGGAACUUUUCCACAAGUGCUCGUGGCUUGUUUUUCUCUUGGGCCUUUGCUUCUCUUUGGUUUUCCCUGGUCUGUCUGAAGCCAAGAAGCCCAGAAGUCAACACAUCAUCCCUGUUGAUGAGAUUAAGGAAUUUAAGAAACUCUUGCGAACACGCAAUAAUGUAAUGGUUUUGUUUUCAAAAACGGCUAAAGAUGCCAAUUCCUGGAUGGAUGUUUACGGUGAUGUGGCCUCGGAGAUGAAGGGCCUAGCUACUCUGCUGACUGUUGACUGCAGUGAUGCCAAGAAGUUAUGCAAGAAAUUUAGGGUCUCUCCAAGCAAUGUGGUCCUCAAGCACUACCAGGAGGGUGAAUUCAAUAAAGAUUAUGACAGAAGGAAGAAUAAAAAGUCUAUGAUAUAUUUCUUGAAUAAUCCUACGGAAGACGCACCAUGGAUGGAGGAUCCCACAGCUGGCAAUGUCAGACACAUUGAGUCAGGAAAGGAGCUGCAGAAAAUGUUGUCCAAGGAGAAGAAACCAAUCUUGGUGAUGUUUUAUGCACCAUGGUGUGGGCAUUGCAAAAAGAUGAAGCCAGAAUUUGCUGGCGCAGCCAAAGAACUCAAGGACUCUGCGGUCUUAGCUGGUGUAGACGUUGAUCUACCUACAAACUACGAGAUUCGCACAGCCUACAACAUCACCGGCUUCCCUACAAUCAUUUAUUUUGAGGAUGGACAACAGAAGUUUAACUAUGGUGGCGAGAGAGAUCAAAGUGGCAUCAUUGAAUGGAUGAAAGAUCCCCAACCUCCCAAGGAACCAGAACCUGAAGCCCAGUGGAGUGAUGAAGAGUCCGAGGUCAUUCACCUCACUGACGAAACGUUUGACAGCUACGUGGAAGGACACCCAUCAGUGCUGGUCAUGUUCUACGCCCCGUGGUGUGGUCAUUGCAAGAAGAUGAAGCCAGAAUACACAGAGUCAGCUCAACUGUUAUCAGAGGAAGGGCAUGAAGGGGUGUUGACUGCUGUGGAUGCAACCAAGGAACAAGCUCUAGCCAAACGCUAUGAGAUUAAAGGCUUUCCCACUCUCAAAUAUUUCAAAGAUGGUGAAUUUGCUUGGGAUUUAAAUGAAAGAACGGGAGAGAAGAUCCGGGAGUUCAUGAAAGACCCCUCAGAACCUCCUCCACCACCUCCUCCUGAGCCCAGCUGGAGUGAUCAGGAAACGGCUGUCAUCCACGCAACCGGUGAAAACUUCAAGACGGUAACCAAGAAGAAGAAACACAGUCUGGUCAUGUUCUAUGCUCCCUGGUGUGGUCACUGCAAAAAGGCCAAGCCAGAGUUUACGGCAGCAGCUGAAAAGUUGAAAGACGAAUUAAAAGUUGCUUACAUUGCUGUGGAUUGCACUGAUGACAAGAACAAAGAAAUGUGCACGACGUACGACGUAACAGGCUACCCGACCAUCAAGUACUUUGUUUACGGUAAAGAUCCCGUGCCUUACAGUGGAGGAAGAGAGGAGAUUGACUUUGUCCGCUUCAUGAUGCUUUUGGUCAACCCUGAUGCAGCGCCCCCAUUACCUGAACCUGUGGUAGAGGAUUUCUGGGCGGAGCUUGAUGGUGGGGAAAAUGUGUUACAACUGGCGGACAGCACCUUCGAUGAAGUCAUCAACAAAGAAGAGUCGGUCUUGGUCAUGUUCUAUGCUCCAUGGUGUGGUCAUUGCAAGAAAAUGAAACCUGCCUACUCAGAAGCUGCGACUCUUCUCAAGGAAGCUGGGCACCCUGGAGUACUUGCCGCUGUGGAUGCGACAGCCAACAAGGCCUUAGCAGCUAAAUAUGAUAUUAGAGGAUACCCAAUUUUAAAGUACUUUAAGAAUGGAGUUGCAAAUGAUUACGUCUCUGGGCGUUCAACAGAUAACAUCAUGGACUUUAUGAAAAAUCCAAAUGAAGCUGCCACGCCCAUCCCUCCUACCCCCGAACCCAAGUGGAGCGACAUACCCAGCGCAGUCAACCACCUCACCCAGGAAAACUUCAAGCCAUUCACUGAGAGCAACCAGCAUGUCCUGACGAUGUUCUACGCUCCGUGGUGUGGCCAUUGCAAGGCAGCGAAGCCUGCCUUCCAAGCCACUGCCGACGUACUCAAGAACGAGGAAGGAAUGGAGUUAGCUGCCGUGGAUUGUACCGUGGAAAGGGAUUUGUGCAGUAAUUUUGAAAUCCAAGGAUUCCCCACCUUCAAACUUUUUACAAAGGGAAGCCCGACAGAAUACCAAGGUGGCCGGACAAAGAGUGAUUUUUACAGCUUUAUGCAAAGCCUGAAGGGUGGUGCUGGAGACACACCUAAAGAGGAGCUCUGAUGACGGCUGCUGGCAAGUAGAUAGCGCCCUCAUGUUUGUCAUCGUCAUGGGAGUGGGGCAUUUUAUAUCAUUGACUUGGGGCAAUGGUGGAGGGGAAUUUCUUGCUUUAAAUAUUUUUUUUCUGAAAAUUGUACCUUGUGACUCUGCAUUCUGUUUUGAAAAAUCAUGACCUUUAGGGUCAACACAAGGUCAUGACAGAUUGGGGUCCUGACACUUUGACCUUUGCUCUUUCAUAACAUUUGUUAUUUUUGAAAUGGCGUACUCAUGAAAUGGGUACAUUGUAUCAGAUGUAACUGUGUGCCAGUUUUGAUGUAAGAUUUUUGUGGGAGUUGUGGGAUAUUUAGUUUGGUUUGGUUUAAGAGGCCUUUUUUGCCUCGAUGGAGACAAACAGUCAAUAUCUCUAGUUCCUUUGUUCCAGUGCUCUCUGUACUUGUAAUUUAGCACCUCUGUGCUCCACUCAAGUGUCUUAAUCAACAAAAUUGUAUUUUCUGCAAUUACUACAAGUAGAGAGAAUGUGGUUGAAUGAAUGUGGAAUUGACCCCAGAACAACUGUAUUGUUGGUCCAGUGGUCUGUGUACUGAUACAGCCAAGCUUCAGUGAAAAAUGUCUACUAAUCAGUUGGUUUUGAUAUAGCGAGUUGGGAAUAUGAUUCAAAUGUUUCAGUCAAUAGUGUCAGGGUUCACCAAAUUCAGUGCGAUGUUGACUGGGACAAGCACCAGGGAACAGACUGCUGGCACUCUGGCCCUCCAUAUACGGGCCAUGCAAAAUUACCAAAGGAUAGUGUCUGGCACCCAGACUUUCAUGUCGAAUCCAAAACUUGAAAUGCAUAGUAAACAUGUUUCUCCCUGUGUCUUUUUUACUACCACAAGUUUUCCAUUUCAAACAUGAGGCUUUCUUUUAAUUUCAUCCUUGAUCCUUUUUUAUUGUUCAUGUGGUGUUUUGGAUGGUGGGGUGUGAGAGGAUGGAGUUAAUCCCUGUCCUUAUAAAUGGCCACUUUAAGUACUGUGCUACCCCAUCUCUACCGUGUUUCGUACCAUAUAAUCCUGCUCAAAAUUGUAAAUAAAAGUUUCACCCUGCUGGAUAGAAACUUCAACCACAAACACCACAUAAAGCAAAACUGUGCCAAGCCCAAUCACUCAGAACACCUGGAACUAUAGACAAAUGAUGUUUCCUUGGAAAUUUCUAAUGACUGCUUUUAAUGGCAGAAAGGAAGUGUUUGUUUAUGGAGUGACUGUCACAGAUCUGCGAUUACAUUCAAUGGUCAGCACAAUGCUGACUGUCCUUGUGAGGCACCACUGUAAACGACCAUUUGAUGUCGAUACUGUCAUAUAUAUGACUGGUCUCAUGUAUACCUUCUCGUUUUUCCUCCUAUCUGGAAGUGUAGCACAGGGGAAAUGAAAAGGAAUGUUAUAUCAACAUUUUCUCUCACCUAAUGUCCAUUGUAAUCAGGAUGCUUAACUGAAUGAUGCAACAACAGACAAAGCUUACUGGGAAAAUGGCCGAAAGAAAUAUUUUGUGACAAGAGUGAGUGAAGAAAGUUACUCUGAUGAGUGAAUCAUUGGCUUCAUUUUUUUUCAUUCAAAAAUUUUACUGGUACUUGCAAUAUUGCUUGCAAGAUAUAUCAACGUUGAUUCAGUUUUGAAGGAAUUGAUUUUUCUUUCAUUUUGGCAUGGGGACAAGUCUUAUCAUUUGAUUUGAACUUUGGAGAAAUAAAACUGUAGGUAAUUUUGAAUGAUGUUUCAAUUUUCUUUCACUUUAGCUUGUUUUGAAUCUUCAGUUGACCCCCCCUUUUAUGAACAGGAACAUUUAAUUUGAAUCUCUGUGAUAUGUAUAUUUGUUCAUUUCUUGGUGUGGGGUACUUAUUUAAGUCUUCCCCGUGUAUUAUCGUAGGCUUAAACUCAACACACACUGAACGAUAACAGAGUUUAAGUGUUGGUCAUGGUGGUUUAUUCUUAACAGGUCCACAAACGUAGCCCAGCACCUCUUAUCUGGGCUAAAUAGUAAAUUAAAACUUUUUAAAUUUUGUACCAUAUACAAGCCGUGUAGUAUGACCACAGUCAGACCCAAAACGCCACGCUGUAAAAUCACGCUUCGAGUUUUAACGCCUUUUGGUACCCAUUUUUAAACAUGUUUAACCCACGACAUGUUUAGAUGUUUGUAUUAAAAUGCGUCUAGGAAUAUGUUCGAAUGCUAACUGCUAUCUCAUGGUACAUGUUUCGCUUUGUGAAAAACCGCUUAGCAUUUAAACACAUUCCUAAAUGCCUUUCAAUGAACAUGUCGUGGGUUAAACUUGCUAAUGGUGCGGGGGGGGGGUGUUGAGAAGUAUGUUAAAUUCAAAGCGCCUUCUUUUUUUGGGGGGGGGAUUUGUAUUGCAUCGGAGUCAUAUUGUCACUAGUAAAAGUAGCUUCCUGGAAAUGUUACUUAUUACUAGUUACUGCUUUGGCUGAAUUGUGCUUGUAGUAAUAGAGUAAUGAUACCAAUUGGUUUGUCUGUCUGAAGCCAUAUCAAACAUUUCAAUUGUUUCUAUCGACAUUUUACACUAAACGAGCAAUAAAAUGGGUACUGUGUGGACAGUAUUUGCCCUUUGUGAUAAACAAAAAUUAAUCCGGUGAUAGA